Molecule: messenger RNA, 10893 nt
Organism: Symbiodinium sp. CCMP2592
Lineage: Eukaryota; Dinophyceae; Suessiales; Symbiodiniaceae
Source: the annotation of a GenBank genome assembly
AUGCAAAGCGGCUUCGGGAUGCUGGAAAUGGGAAGCUCAUCGAAAGGCCACGAAGUAAAUAUCGUGCUCAAGAAUAUCUUCGAUGUUGUUUGUGGUGCGAUGGCUUACUACAUGGUAGGCUAUGGCCUGUCUUAUGGUGAACCAUCAAACUGGUUCAUGGGUCAGGGCGAUUUCUUCGUGGACGCCAAUGACGGGGACCACUUGGACACGGGACUGAUCCACAGCAGGUACAUCUUUCAGUUCAGUUUUGCUGCCACCUCGACGACGAUUGUCAGCGGGUGUCUUGCAAUGAGAUGUCGUUUCCUGGUCUACUGCUUCUAUUCGUUUUAUUCUGUCAUAGUGUAUGCCUUCGUCGCCCACUGGGAGUGGGCCCCGAAUGGGUGGCUGAAACAGCUGGGUGUGCACGACUUCGCCGGAAGCGGUGCUGUCAGCCUGCUGGGAGCCAUGAAUGGUCUCAUCGGUAUCCUGUGGCUGGGCCCCAGAUUGGGGCGCUUCGACGGAACCCGACUCUCCACCGACUUUAAGCCAUCUUCUCCCACGACCAUCCUUUUUGGAUUGUUCAUGCUAUGGUGGGGCUGGAUUGGCUUCAACUGCGGGAGUUCGUUUGGAAUCACAAAGACCAAAUGGCUCGUCGCGACCCGUGCGGGCGUGGCCACACUGAACGCCACGGCUGGGGGCGGCUUCGCUGCCUUGUUCUACACCAAGGAGCAGCUGUUCUUUGCCCCACUUUUCAGUGGCUGGCCAACUGCUGCCUGUGAUAGGCUUAGCAGUUUGUGUUUUAUAAUUGGUGGCUGGGCUCCCCUGGUUUUUCAUCGCAUGCGUGGUCUGUUCAGUUUCCUGGUAUUCUGGGCUCUCUACGGCAGUGACGAGGAUUUUGGGAGAAGCUUCGUGGCACCGACGGGCCAGGCGGUCGAGAACGCGGGCUCGUUUCUUUCUACGACUGUGGCUGGCCGGCCACGUGCAGGCGUCCAAGUGGAAGCUGCAACGUGUCUGUGCCAUACUGCAGGGACACCACAGCCAAAGUACACUGCCGGGCGCAGUGCUACAACGACUUCGGGAGAGCGCCAUGGCAGCCCCCGGAAAGACGGGAUGGUGGUGCGAGGUGUGCAACAAGCAGACCCGCCACUCCGCUACCUACUGUCCUUCUUGUGGAGGACAUUGGCAGACGUGCGGAAAGACUCAGUCCUACACGGCUGCUGCGACAGCAGCACCAUGGAGGGACGGCGCACCAAGGACCGGGGGAGGAGCGGCGGCAAGCAGCAGCCGAAGGGAGGCAAGGACAAAGGGAAAGGCAAGGCCAAGACGGACUGGAGCAAGUCCCAGCCCCAACCGCCUCAGCUGGAUCAGCUACCGGCGGGGCCUGCAGCUCCCAACCUUCCCGGACCUCGUGCUGCAGCAGUGGAGACACAGGUCUCCCCUAUGAAGACCCAGAUGGACGCGCUUCUGGGUAUCCUCUCGAGUUCCUCAGCGUCUCUGCCCCCAGAAGCUCAACAGAUGAUAGCAGUCAUGCAGGAAUCCAACUCGCAGAGCAGUGCCAAAGCCAUGCACAGGGCGGUGGCAGAUCAGGCCAAGGCCCGCCAAGCGCUGGCCAGGAUGCAAACCCAGAAGGCUUCAUACCUUCAAUCCUGGCACGCGUACGUGUCAGACCUGGCAGCGCUUCUGGAAACGCAGAUUGCGGAGCAGGUCAAGGUGAUGAGCGACUUCGAGGAGAAGGAGCUACAAUGGUCGCAGGCAGAGGCCCAGGCGACACAGCAACUGGCUCGCCUUACGGGAGCCAAGGAAGAUGCCUCGGAUGGAGGCGAGCGGGACAUGGAGGACGCCGAGAAUGCCGUCGAUGCGGACAUCGAGGAGGCACAACGGCUCCAGAAAGCGUCUGCCGAAAGCCAGGCAUCAGCCAGGCAAAUGUUGGCAGCGCUCCAGGAAAUGAAGCAAGCAGCGGCGGACCAAGCACAGCAGCAGGCCAGGGAAGGGUCCCGGACGCCCAGAAGGUCGUCGCAGCCCGAGCCCAACAAGGGUCUCUCGACUAUGUAUGGGCCGAUUCCUUCUCUCGGCGGCAUGGCUUGCCGUUCGAUCGAGUUUGAAGCCGACUACGUGGGGCCCUCCGCGGCAGCGAUUCUCGGCAUUAUGAACAGUUUUGAUGCAGCGGUGGAUGACCUUCCGAGCUUUGCUCGUCACACCACUUGGCUGGACCCUCGGGUACGCGGCUGGGAGAAUUGUUGCCUCCCCGCCUCGGUCUCCCACUACGACCAUAGCCUUUUUGAGGCUAAUGUGCUUCUUGGCCGGUGUUUGCCUCGGCCGCUCUGCUGUGCCAAGGCCGAUGCCGUGCAGAGUACCAUUUCUUCGGCUGUACUCCACCAACUGGAGCUUGCCCAGGCUUCUCGGCGGGCCUCCCGGUACACAUUCCGUUCUCCUGUUUUGCAUAUGGCUGGGCAAACAGUUGAGAAUGACGAAGUGUGCCGAGAGGACAAAGAGACUUCUGGGGCAACCUUCAGGGCUGGCGGGGCGGCUGCAUGUGAGGAGUGCUUCUGUGGACCUGUGAGCCGGUCCUCUUGUACAAAGGUAGGUAGAGUUGUUCGUUUUUCGGAUGUUCCGGAGACGCGCCACUUUGACCCCUGUGAGCCAACCGGGGUCCUGACAUCUACUUCUGCUCCUUGUCACGCGCAGGGCGGUGCCUUGUCGGACCCUAGCGUGAACCUCGGGGCAGCAGCCCACCUUGUGCAUCUUCCGCCUCUUUUGCUGGAUCGUGUGCCGCCCGCUGCGUGCACCGAUGCCACUACUCCCCUCACUGGCUUCAAGGACGGUACCUGUCGAGCCUUGGCCAGACCUCGCCCCCACCACCAGGGGGUCCUCCCACUUACCGACCUGCUGCCAGCCCCGUCGCAGCCUGUGCGGUCACCUGGGACUUGCACGGCGGCAACCCUCCUUACUACUCCCCCCUCCGCCACCUCGGAGGUUUCACUGCAAGGCGACCAGUGCGCAGCGGAACUUGCUCGACUCCCUCCCCCUCCGCUCCUGGAGGUGCCACUUGCAGACGACGGUCAUGCAGGUCACACCCUAGCCCUCUCGCACCAUGUGCGGGUGAUACCCAGCACGGUCUGUGUCCACGGCCCACCCUUGCGAUUGCUUCCUGGCACUAAGGCGGUGUGCCCGCUACACCUGGAUGUUGGCAGUCAGCCUCUCCAGGAUGAAGCGGAUCUUUUCCUCUGGCCUUGCUGCAUUGGCUCUAUGCACGACGGCUUUCAACUUGCCGACGGCGUGCUACCUGGGUUCCGUGGAGUGCAAAUCCCUCCAGGACAGCCAGUUCACAAGGCCCCGCGUCCACCACCGAUGAUUAGCGAUUUGAGGGCCAUGCUUACGGCGCAGCUCCCUAUUACGCCACAGUGGCUGCAGGGGCCACUUCUCAAUUGGUCACCCUUUGAGAUCAGAGGCCUCUUUGCACGAGCUGCUGAUGUCGAGGAACAACGUCUUUUUACAAUUCUUGAAUGCAGAAUGGACCAUUUGGUCCGGGGAGCUCGCCCAGACUGGAGCAUUCUUGACUACAUGACGGCAGCCGUGUAUACAGUACCAUAUCAGGUGCGUUCAAUCUGGGUUGUCACAAGACCCUUGGAGGGGGUCCCAGUGCCCCAGAUAGUUCUAACGGCCAGAAACGCCCCUCCGGCGCAUCGUGCUUUGCCAGUUGAUCUCCGCCAAGUGAGCGGCCUCCUUCACACUGUUUUAGUGCCGGUCCCCUGUACCGAGGAGGCUAUCUGGGAUGCCCUUACUGAGAAAGGCGUUGACCCGCAGAACAGGCUCCGUCGCGCCCAAGAGCAAGGUUCGGCUUCCUUUUUCAAUGAACGGGGCGAGGUCGUCACUGCAGUCGAGCCAGGCCCUGAUGGGCCAGAGUGGCUCGCCCUGCGCUGGACCGCAGCUGGCGAACCUCCCAUCAAUGUUGACUACGAGGGUGUGCCACGGCCGCUUCAUCGGAUGCAGGUCGAGGGGACCACCAGCACCACCACCCAGGCGAAGGCACAGCACAGAGCUAGCUCCAGCAGAGAUGCCAUGCCGCUUGGGCCACGUACCGAGCCCCCCGCCCUCUUGUUGAGCGCUGCAAACGCUGCAUCUUCCAAACAAUGGGGGCAUGGGCCGCAGGACGCCACACUGCUGCCUGAAUACUUGGACUCCGAGCACUUCCACAAUCAGAAUGUCUGCCUGUUUUCAUGGGGUACGACUACAGCUGAAGCGCGGGAACGCUUCACGGUCUUUGAUACCCAUCGGCAUGUUGUCCUCAUUGGCAAGGACAGCACUUCUACGUUGAAGGACAUCGUUGAAGCUGCCAUAGCGACUGCGCCUUUUCGCGUCAGGGCUAUCCAAGUCUUGAUUGAUACGCUCCCUGGACUUCCGAAGCCGCAGCUCAUUUUGUUCCAAGCCGGGGUGCGUCUUGAUCAUGCGCCAGUUCCUUGGGAUCUGCGGGAGGUUGGUGGCAACAUCUAUACUGUGCUACACAAGCAAGGGGAGCUUGUGUCCAAUGCCAUCGAUCGGCUCCAACAGGCUGCAGUGUGCCCACCUGUGCCUGUUUCCAGCCUAUCUGGCAGCGAUGCUCCGGCCAGUACAGCCGCGCUUCCGCAACUGGCCACGGCCUCCACUACAUCGACAACCACCACUGUCCCUGGCAGGCCAAUCGGCACCCUGUAUCGCCUCACCCUCCUCCAUGGGACGGCUUCGCACACGGUGACCGUUACUUCCCCGGGCUACCAAUUCCCGGCCAUUCUGUGGACAGCUGUGCUCGAAGUUCUUGCGCAGCAACCCUGGCCCGGCGGGCCACUCUACGCUGUCGCGGCUACUGCCCAGCCGCCUUGCGUAGAAGGCGUCCAGGAGAUUCUGAUGAUGCUUUGCCAUGGGCCAGGCAUGGAACCCAUUACGGUUGCCGUCGACGAGCGAGGCCAGGACAACGGGCUUAUGUCGUGCAUGCUUCCGGCUGCCACUCCAUGCAGUCAAUUGGUAGCAUCUGCCUGGCAGAACCAAGAUGUGCAGGCUUUUGUGAACGGUGUUCCUAGUUGUCUCCUCCGUCGCACUGUCUGCACUGGGGACUACUUGCAAUACGCCGUCGAUGGCCAAACUCCGACGAGCACACCUUUGGGAGCCAUCCUCAACCUCUUCCCCAUUCUGGAGGCUUUUGUUUGGCCUCAGCUCCUGGGGCCCAGCGCAUAUACCUUGGACGUGACUGGGGAGGUGCGGCUGAGGCGAAGACUCCAGAGCCCAUAUGUGCAUUGGGAAGGAACCUGCGAGAUACAAGGUCCCACUCAUGGACCUAUCAGGUACAGGAUGCCAGUCCCGCAGUUUCCGUCUUUAGAGGAAGCACAGGCAGGCCUCGCACAAUUCCCCGAUGCUCCAGCGGCCUCCCUUCAGAUCCUCCCGGCAUCCCAGCUUUAUGGACGGUAUGCAGUUUUCGUUUCCGUCGAUGCUCGCACUCCGUACCGCAAUGUGUUCUUGCCACGUACCAAUUUUCCCGGGCACUUCUCAGUGUUGACCAUUGGCCCCACAGAGGUCAACCUUCCGAUCCCGCUCCCAGAAGGUGGCAUCUAUAAGAUUCCCCGACGGCCUUGGCAGCAUGGUAAUAUCAUCGAGGUGUUGAUCCUGCCCCCUGUUGCCAGACCAUAUGCCUAUUUCAUCGCUCGCGGCUUGCCAUUGCCCACUGGGGUUGGUCAACAGGGACCAGCCCCUCGUCCCAACCCGGUCCAGCAGGUCCAGCGAGAAGGUACCAAUCUGGCACAGAUUAGGAUUGUGAGGGGCGCCAGCUCACAACCCGACAGGCCGACAGCUGUCUGUGCUCCCGACGUUCUACAGCUACGUAAGCCCAAACAAGUCCUGUGCCUUGAUACUCUGUUACCGAUACCGGAGAACGGCACAGAUCCGCAACCGCCUGGUGAGGCCCCUGCCAUCUUUCCAGUUACCUCCGACCUCGUUGAUGACUUUUUCAGGGGAUUCCACUAUAGCGGUCUGGGCUUCGACCUUCAAGGGGUUCACCUGCACCCUCAGGCACAGAAUAUGCUGCGCCUUCUCCCCCGCCAGGUCAUCUCAGAGCAAACUGAUGCCGUUCAGCUCUAUGUUGACGGCUCCUUCAAGGAGGGCCGCGGAGGAUGGGCCGUUGUUGCUUUCGCACGGCAGAACUCGGUUUGGGGAUGGGCUGGGCUGGAAUCUGUUUUGAUUCCACUGGAGCUGCCAGCGUUGCUGAUCGCGGCGGCAUUUCUGCCCAUGAGCAACCACUUGCGGAAGCCACGCUUGCUGUCACUGCCUUUCUGCGUCUUGCACACCGGGAGCCCCUGUCUCUCCACGUGCAUGCACAUGAAGGGCAAGCUGCCAAUGAGCUUGCUGACAGCCUCGCCAAAGCCUCCCUCUGCGCGGUACCUGCCUGUUCUGCAACAGGCCUUGCUGAUGUCGCACAGACUCACGCAUUUUGCCAAUCGCCACUCCUUCCGCUUGGGCGCCCGACUGGAGCGCGCCUCCCCGACAGGCGGGGCCGAUCUCGUGCAAAUGGAGACCCGCAUCCAAGGGCAGGCCGUUGAACUCGCGGAUGGCAUCCUCAAGCUCGCCUCCGAUGCAUCCGAAGGCCAAGAGGGAUGCCAGCUCUGGCUGCGCAUCGAAGGCUCCUGGUUGUCUAUGCGCAGUGGGGCAGCCUCCGCCUGGCAUUCCUGGUUGCUCAUGCACGCACAACGGUUACGGCUGAUAACGCUGUCCAUGACUUUUGGCAACUCUCGCAGCCGCCUUGAUGCCCUUCCCCCGGGCACUGUGCCCAUCUUCAUGGGCGACUGCAACGCCCGUUACACUGCUCGAGGCAUGGUGCUCCAGCCGGAGAAUCUCAACGCACAGUGCUUUGAUGACCUUUGCACUACCUCUGGGCUGUGGCAUACUGGCAUAACCGCAGCAGACGGGUCACCUUUGCGGACCUGGCGGUCACCUCACGGUUUCCCGACAUGCCUCGACUACUUUGGGGUCCCGGAGUCCUGGCAAAGUGGUCUCAGCAGACUUCGUACUGUGGAUUUCCUUGACCUGCACGCAGAAAUUGACCACUGGCCACUCGUUGUCGAUGUUGAGGUUUUUGCGCUUCCUCCGCCUCCCCGAGCAAAGGCACCGGACACAGAACUUAUGCUCACCGCGGAGGGCAGGUCUGCCAUCCACAACAUUAUGCAGCGUGUGCCCCCUAUUCCUUGGGCAAUGGAGGCCAACGACCACCUUGCCUGUUUGAAUAGCUAUUUUCAGCGUGCUAUCAAGCAGCACUUCGGGGCUACCCGAUCACGGCCCCGUUGUCCCUACCUGACCCAGGACACGUGGUUGCUCUUGGCACACCGCCGGCAUCUGCGCCGCAUUCAUCGGCGGCGGGCGACCCUCCACCUCAGGGAAGUUCUACAUGCCACUUUUCGUGCAUGGGCGGCAGCACCGCGUUGCAGCACCGCAGAUGACUUCGGAGCGCGCUUUGCAGCCCUGCGACUUCGAAAUGACUGCUGGGCUUUCCUGCACCUUCGGCGCAUGCGUGGUACCUCGAAGAUGAUCCGAGCUUCGUUUCGCACGGAUGCCGCUAACUUCGCCAGAGAAAACAUGCGAGCCGCACGCAGUGCCGGCCCGGCAGAGCUUGCCCGACUCCUCCGCUCUGUCUUGAAGUCUGGCCGUGCAUAUAAACCACCUAGGGUUGCUGUAGUGCUACAGGGCCCUGAGGGAGAGAUAUGGGAUGAGGAGGCCGUGGCAGCGAAGUUCAGUGAACAUUUCGGCAAGGCUGAACAAGCAACUCCCAAGCAGCUCGCCGAGGUCGCUAAAGACUCCCUCGCUGUCGUGCCGGACCAGCCGGUACCCGUCGAGGCACUACCUUCUCUGGCCCACAUCACCCGAGCUUUUGCAGGCCUGAAGCCUCGUCGUGCCAGCGGCAUCUCCCGCAUUUCACCUGCCUUCUAUAGCUCCGACCCGUUGGGGGCCGCCCUUGCCCACCUCCCACUGCUUCUCAAAGCUUCACUCCGUGGUACUGUCCCGUGCCUAUGGAAGGGGAGUGUUGCGAGGCCCCUUGCCAAACCGGGUAAAAAUCCCAAGAGCACCUCUGGGUACCGCAGCAUAGCCCUGCAGGAACCCGCAGCGAAAGCUUUGCAAAAGGCUUUUAGACCAGAAAUCGCGCGGGGUUUCGAAGCGCACACAUUGGCUUCGGCCGGUGGGGCAAGAAAGGGUAUCCCGUUGACCCUCCCGGCUUUGACUAUCCAGUCGCACAUCCAGCUUGCAGCGAGGCGGGGAGUUUCCGCUUCUGUCGUUUUUCUGGACGGCAUUUCAGCCUUUUACAGUGUUGAGAGACUCCCGUUGUUCUCUGCUGACAGAGGGGCUCUGGAGCAGGCACUUUGGGCCCUCCCGGUCGAGCCACUCGUGGUUCAGACCUUCCUCCACCACCUUCCUCCUCAAGGGGUGCUUUCGGCCCUCGGCGUCUCCCAGCCUUCGCAGCAUGUGCUCCAGCAAUUCCUUACCGAGACGUGGUUUACUACUUUCCCCACCUCGCCAGUGGUGCAAUCCACCCAAGUUGGAACAGUGCCUGGGGCCCCCCUUGCCGACAUACUCUUCCAAGCGAUUGCCCUUGCAGCGCUGAAAACAAUUGAGGAGCUCAUGCGCUCCGAGAGGCUGGCUGCGGCCAUCCACAUCGGCCACAAUCCCGUCACGGCCGAGCCCACUACGUGGCUGGAUGACCUCGCUCUCCUUGUGGAAUCCUCGCGGCCAGCUGAGCUCGGUGCGGCGACUGCCAGGGCAGCUUCGCUGGCUCAACAAUGUUUGCUGCUCAUUGGAGUGCGCACAAACUUCGAGCCGGGCAAGACCGAGGCUCUACUUGUGCAUAGGGGACGGGGCAGCCGAGCCGCUAAGCACGCUGUUUUCAUCGAGGGCGGGGCUACUCUUAUCCUUCCAGGGCCUUCAGGCCAAGCACACCGCCUCCGGUGUGUCUCGUCCUACGUGCACCUGGGCACGCAGCGAGUCGUCUCAGGCUCGGCGAGCACUGACUUGCAACGACGUGCCGGCCUUGCACGUGCGCUCUUCCGUCCCAUGCGAGCCCGCCUUUUGCGCAAUCCGGGACUCUCUAUUGCAGAGCGCACACGGCUACUAGUGGGAUCCGUUUUGGCGUCCUUCUUGCAUGGUACUGAGACAUGGCCGUUGCAAGUUGCGUCCGAAUACCAGGUUUUCCGGCGCCUGUACAUGGGUUUCCUUCGUGGCUCAAUUCGCCCGAUCUUCGGAUUUCCGUGCAAGCGGCUCAACGAUGGAGCGGUGUGUGCACUCCUCAGUGCCUCGGAUCCCCGAGAGGAGCUAGCGAUCCGUAGGCUCAGGGCUUUCGGACAGGUCUGCCGUGAAGGCUCAGCCUUCCUGCGAGCCACCCUGGUUAACGAGCAGACCUGGCUGAGAGCUAUCCAGUCAGACCUCUGCCUGACCGCACAGACUCUCCCCAACGAAGUUGUGCCGGUCCUCCCUGGGCCACCGAGCUUAACAUGGUUUGGCCUCUGGUCUAAGGACGCUGCCCAGACCGCUGGCUUUCUCCGGCGUUUCCGUCAAGCUGCCAUCCAUACACGGGAGGAGCUACGAGAGGGUGCCGAACGCAGAGGACAGUUCUUCCUGCGAGCUGACCAACUCGGCUUGAGGGUCUUCAGUGAGGCCGCGAUAUGGCCCAACCUGGGUGAUGAAGGUGGCCAGCACCCCUGCGAUCAAUGCGGGCGCUCCUUUGACUCAGCUGCUGCCCUUGGAGCCCACAGGAAGAGGACUCAUGGCAUCGGAGCUGCACACUCCGUCGCAUUCGGUACGGCAUGCCAGGUUUGCUCCAAAGAAUUUUGGACCAAUUCUAGGCUCCGGCUCCACCUCAAAGUCAGCCCUGCUUGUACCAAUGUGGUCGCUGCCAGCGACAUUACCGAGGAGGCUCCUGGCCAUGAUGCCGCCCAGGCAUCACUUCCGGUGACCACACUCAUCGGACCGCGCCCAUUUUGGGCUACACUGCGGCCACCCCCUGCUCCGCUUACCGCUGCUGCUGCCCCUGCCACUGACUGGCUCCAGGAGGCCUUGCAGCAUGCCGCACAACCUCUAGACCUCCGGUUCUUUAAGGCUUGUCAGGGUUUGCGCGACUCUGGGAUGGUCGAACAUUUCGCGACGCUGCGAGACCGUUGCCAUAGCGGCGACGAUGUCCUCAAAGCCGCUUUUGACGUGGCUGAUCAGGGGCACUUUUACGAGAUCGGCGCCAUUGUACAGCACGGCGCAAUCUCGGUGCACAGACGAGAGGAUGGUUUUACCUUCGGGACUUUGCAAGCUCGAAUUCACGAGCGCGACUACGGUCACAGGAUUGCCAAUGGACUUCUGGGCGCGCUUGUGGCCAUUACGGCCACCUGUGCCUGUGUGCACCCAUACGAGGCAGUGAUUGUGGGUUUCGUUGGCUCGAUUUCGGCCCUGGCCUCCAACGAUCUCCUCGAGUACAGGCUACACAUCGACGAUCCCGUGGGAGCUGUGGGCGUCCAUGGGGCUUCGGGCAUCUGGGGUCUCAUCGCUGUGGGCCUCUUUGCAGAUGGGAGCUUACCGGGUAUUGAGGUAGAAGACGGUCUCUUCCACGGCGGGAGCCCCCGCCUUCUGGCUGUACAGCUGCUCUGUGCCGUGUCGAUCAUUGGCUGGUCGCUGGCAGUUGUGACGCCUUUCUUCUAUCUCCUUGGCGUUGCUUUCAGUGGGAAUUGGCGCCGUCCUCGAAGAGGCCUGCGCGUCGACCCCCAAGAUGAGAUUGGAGGCAUCGAUCGCAGCUACCACGAGCGUGUCUCUUGGCAGGAGGGAAAAGUUGCCGGAUCGCGCACAAGCACAUUUUCAAGACAGAACGGCACCAUUUUCGAUGAGGAUUCCUCGCUGGGCUCAGAAAGCCUUGAGUCUGAAGCAUAG